This is a messenger RNA of Schistocerca gregaria, 10568 nucleotides long. Its product is annotated as transcription factor Ken 1-like. Lineage: Eukaryota; Metazoa; Arthropoda; Insecta; Orthoptera; Acrididae. The record is from RefSeq and is a predicted model, not a curated record. Gene Ontology annotation, molecular function: protein binding; RNA polymerase II cis-regulatory region sequence-specific DNA binding; DNA-binding transcription factor activity. The transcript has 5 exons. Gene Ontology annotation, cellular component: nucleus. Gene Ontology annotation, biological process: regulation of transcription by RNA polymerase II. The coding region runs from base 2306 to 4717 and encodes 803 amino acids.
UUUCUGCACCGAUGAUAUCACUCGUGUGCGCAGCUCUCCCCUUUUCGCCUUGGUAUAUUGUGAAAGUGGGCUCCCCUUCCCCUCCCGCCGCUGCGGUCCCCCCUCCCGCCGUUGCGGCCCCCCUCCCGCUGCCCCGGCUGAGCGCUCUCACGCUGCCUCAGGAGGGCCCCCACUCUCCCUCACUCUCGUGUCUCCCUCCCCCCCGUCCCCUCGCCCCCCACCCCGUUUACCGGAUCCAUGUUAGUGAAAGCAAAGACCGAGCGGAGCAGGCCGUGCUGGACUGUUUGAAGUUUUGCUUCGGCCCCCAUUAAGACAACAUUUUAACACACACACAGACUCACGCGCGCCAAGUCCAGAACACACACGCACAACAACUGGGGGAGAAGCAGAAGCGGCAGUUCCGUCCAACAUCCGGCGGGGAAGAAGAAGGGGGAGGAGGAAAAGGAGGAACAGAAGAAGAAGAAAUACGGGCGAAGAGGAAGAGGAGCGUCUGGAGGAGCAGGAAGAAGAACGGCGGCGGCAAGUGUGUGUCUGCGUCUGUGUGUGUGUGUGCGUGUGUGUGUGUGUGUGUGUGUGUGUGGUGUGGACGAAGAGGGGAACGACGACCGGCCAGCAGACAGACCACAGACGGACUGACGUUGCAGCACAGCGACGAGACCGAGGAGGCGGGUUGACAGCGAGUGCGGAAGCCGGUACGGGAGGGCGCGAGGAAGCGGCGAGCAGACCAGCACAGCGGCGCGCCGGCACGCAGACGUACACGGGGAAGCGAGCGGGCCGCGCUGCAGUCGGCAUGAAAUGUCACCGGCGGAAGGAGGAAAACAGCCGAGGAAAGCACCAGGACAGCUGCAGCAGCGGUGGCGCCAGUAGCGGCCGCACCGCCCCUCGGACAGCAGACGACACACAGGUGGCCAGCCGGUGGUGAUGCUCGGCUGCGGGGGUGACCGACCGACGACGCUAAGGACGUAAACAUCGCGCCACGCCGAGUGAAAUAAACUCACGCGCCGCAAGUGAAUCGCGGAAAGAAGUGGAUCAGUGAACGACAACCCUGUCUCCGAGACGGAACAGCUCUGCACCACCGACACAGCAACUUUGAUUAUUUUUUUCCUUUUCUUUCCAUUUUGACCAGACAGACUGUGCCAGUCUCCCUGCUCGCAGUUCCAGUUAACGAGUCGCACCGGCCCUCAACAUAGCGCACGUCUGCCAAGAGUGAAAGUGUUUCCUCCAGAGUCGACCAAACUGCGAUUUUGUCCGGCCAGUUCGCUUCUUCUCCCACCUGGUUGUGGAACGCAGACCCCCUUCAAAUAAAGUAACCGAAACCAAAGAGCUAUCUGUGAAUGUGCGUGUUCGUGGAUCGUGUGUGUCUCGCCUCGCCGCAAAGUAGGAACGAGAAGAAAACGAAAGCCUGCGCCGCAUUUUGGUGACAAGCGUGGCAAGCGGCAGCGACGAGCGGCGGUUUGUCAGCAACGCGGCGAGCCGAGCCAGCCAGCGCUCGCUGAAAGCGAAAGUGUUGAUCUCGUUUUUCCGUUCUCUCUUCCCUCUCGCCCCGCGCUAAAGUGUGUUUCGCCGUCUGCGCCAGCCGGCAGUGCUGUGGUGUUAACCAAACUUGCUCUCACUCUCGCAAGGGAAGGUAAAAAGGAAAAAAAAUUGCGUACUGAAACGUAGUAAACCAUAUCUGAAGAAUAGCACAAUUUUGAAACUGUGUGCCUUUAAAAGAAACGAGUGUACCUGUCUCUGUGUUCCCGUAGAUUGUUGUUUCCUUUUUUUUGUCUUACGACGUUCUUUUUGUUGAAGCCGGCUACCGACAGUCGGCAGUGUGCUCUCCUCGCCGUCAAAGUGAAAGUGAGAGGAUUUGAUAAGAUUCCUGCAAUGUGAAAACAGAUUUUCGAUGCAGCUGGAUAUUGGCCGUGUGUGUUUGUGUGUGUGUGUGUAAAAAUAUGCUAUACAUUGGGAAGUGAGAGUACCUUAUUACAGGAAGCAUUUUUUUUUCACCCUUCUUUUCGAGACGACACCCUGUACAGUGCGCCUUGCGUGCCAGUAUGGCCACGAGGCGGGUUUUCGAAAGUGGCGUAUACGCUAACGAUGUUGUCCCGGAUGAGUGCUCCGCCCACGCCAACAGCUGCCGCUGCUGCUGCGAAACCUCGCGAGGAUUUUGAAACUCUGCCGUACCAGCCCGUGCUGCUUUCUAUAGGAUAUUUCGGAAGACUGCAGCUGCCCUGAUUGCUUCACGUCGCUUCGUGGCAGCUUGGGCGGCAGCGCAGCGUUCGUCUGUCCGAGUGGGGAGUACCGCGUGGAAGCCUGACUGAGAAUGAUAGCGACACAAGUGCCUGGCGAUCUGAACGGCGCAACGCCGCAGCUCCCGCAUCAGAAACAACUACUGAACGGUCUCCACGCUAGCAGUGGCGAGAGGAGGAGUCGCGCGCCGGCGGCGAUGCUGGACAGCAGCGGGCUGCUGACGCUGCACUACGGGCGGCACGGCGCGGGCGUGCUGGACGAGGUGCGCUCGUGGUGGGACGCGGGCCACGGCGCCGACCUGUCGCUGGUGUGCGACGGCGGGCACGCGCUGCCCGCGCACCGCCUCGUGCUGGCCGCCGCCUCGCCGCUGCUGCGCCGCGCGCUGCGAGACGCGCCGCCGCACUGCCCGGCCGCCGUCUCGCUGCCUGGCGUGCACGCGCGCACCGCCGCCCACCUGCUCACCUUCCUCUACACCGGCGAGGCCUGCGUGCAGGCGGGUGACAUUGCCAGCCUUCAGGAACUAAUUACUUUACUCGAAAUAAAAUCGGACUUCGUCCACGAAGAGAAAAAGGCGGAAGAAGAUGGCGCCAGAAUUGAGGAAGCCGGCUGCUCCUCCGCUACUCGGAGGCGGACGUCGGGCUCGAGUCCUGCCCCUGCGGCCGCACCUGCGGUCGCUGACUCCCCCCAGGGAAGUCCCGACAGCGACGCGGGGGUGGCGACGGCGGCCGUCGCGGCGGAGGCGGCAGCGGCGCCGCCGCCGCCUCCACUCCUCCCUGCUACCGAGAGCGGGCCGCAGCUCCCCGGCGCUGCGCAGGUAGCCAUAAAGCAGGAGCUGCACUCGGACACGGACGCGGAGGAGGAUGCCAACGCCGAAGACGCCGAUGCCGAGGGAGAGGGCGAGGACUCGGCGGCGCAGGCGGGCAGCGGCGGGCGCACCGACAGCGAGGACGAGAGUCGCGAGGGGUACGGCGUAGCCGGGGGCGGCGCGGCGCCGACACCACCGGCGGGCGGCAUCCCGCAGCGGCGCCGCAGCUCGCUCAACCCCGUCAACCUGUCUCUGGCCGACGCUGAGCGCGCACAUUCGCGCAGCCCACUGCGCAACUCCAGGUCCUCCGAAUCGGCUCCAGACGCGGACAGAGAGCCCGGCGAGGGCGAAGGCGAGGGCGACAGCCGUGGGGCUGACGAAACGGACAGCAGGGACGGCGUGCCAGAGAUGCCGUGCAAGAGACGCCCGAGCAGUGCCCCAGCCCAGCCACAGGAGAACUCCAGAGACAGAUUAAAUGAAAGUGAGAUACGUCAGCAGACAGUCCAGCACACGAUCCUGCACCACCACCACCAACAUCACCACCACCAACAGCCGCAGCACCAUCAGGACUACAAGAGGCAGCUGCUGGUGGCGGCACAGCGUGUCAAACGGAAGCAGAUGUUUGGGGACGUCUAUAGUGACCCGGAUGUAGAUGUCAGGGUGGCAGCCGACGAUGAUGCGCCACUCAUCCGCACGUCGCCUGAGAACUAUGUGGUGACCCCUCACCGCAAGCGCCGGCCAGGUUUUCACAACUCGCCAGCGCAGAACCCACCCUUCGUGCCACUGUGCCCAUCCUACCUGGAUGACGUGCCGCACCACAGGCACCUGCACAGCAGCCCCAGCCCACGCCUGCUGCCCGCACACCCACCCCCACCGCCACCCUAUCUACCUGCUCCACCCCCGACAGCUGUCGCUGCUCCCGAUCGCUCAUCUCCGGGGCCUGAUGACAAGUAUCACCACCACCAGCAACAACAUCACCACCACCACCACCAGCAGCGGCACCAUCACCACCAUCACCACACCCACCAGCAGGCAGCACCACCACCACAGCCGCCGCCACCCCCUGGUGGAGGGCAGCAGCCACUGGAUCUGGUGCCACGUGGGGAGGUCCCGCACUGGAGCUCGUGGUCUCUGGUAGCCGCAGGUGCGGGCGCCGCGGCAACAGCAGCAGUAGACGAUGGGAGUGGCACACCUGGAGGUGGCACCGCAGGUUUUGUGUCUGCACUGGCAGCAGCAGCAGCUCGCUCUGCUGGGGGUGGCUGUGGUACUGGUGCUGGCACUGGGGCUACAGCAGACAGUGAGUCAGGCACCACGGCAUCUGCCGCAGCAGCCGAUGUCAAGCCUGUGGUUGCAUCGAACAACAAAGUGGUCGCUGUGCGUGAGUAUCGCUGCCAGUACUGUGGCAAGCAGUUUGGUAUGAGCUGGAACCUAAAGACACAUUUGCGAGUGCACACUGGAGAGAAGCCGUUUGCUUGUCGUCUGUGUGUUGCUAUGUUCAAGCAGAAGGCUCACCUCCUCAAGCAUUUGUGUUCUGUGCAUAGGAAUGUCAUCAACGAAGGUGGUGAAGGCCGUUUCAGUUGCUGUUUCUGCCAGAUGUCAUUUGAAACACUACAAGAGCUCAUACGACACUUGUCAGGACCACACAAUAACUUGCUGUUGAGCAAAAACCUCCACGGAUAGGAUGUGUCGCAUCCUGUGCUCCACUAGUCACCAUUUGUGGUGGGCUACUGCUUCUUAUGUUCAGAGUGAUAUGAUACAGGGUAAAUUAAUAAGCAGUGCGGAGCAAAUUACAACUGUUUUCAUACUUACCUGUGAAUGUACCACAUUGCGCUGAAGAUUACUGCUUUCACAGUUGAAGCUGCAGUUUUGUAAAAAUGUUUUUGUCACUUAGAUUACUUUCUGGUGAGUUUAUGAGAGGGAACAUGAGAAUUAAGGGAAAACAAACAGAAAAACAUUAGUAAACAUGGACAAUGGUUCUUAUAAUCAUUUAUUUAAAAAUAUUGAUGCCUGUCUUCAAGACAACUGCUAAUUGUGUGUGAUUUAUUUUUUUUCUUAAAAAUGAUAAAUUAGCACCAACUUGCUAACCAAAAUUCUGCAUUAGAAAUUUAAGGAACAGAUUAAGGAGUAAGAGUAUGAGCCUCCAGUUUCCUAAAAUCAAAUUCAUGUAGGAGAGUGGCAGGAGGACUUUGGAGCCCCUUAAUUUCUAAAACUGCUUGUCUCUUGAAAUACUCACUCUAUCAGAUUUACAAAUAUUGAUUUGUAGUAUUUAUUUGCAUUUUUCUUCUAUGGGACCAAAAACAUUUUAGCUUUGGGCUGAACAAAAUAAAGCAUUAGGAUACAGGAUCCCAAUGCAGUCUUUUCAGGCACACAUUCACAUGAGAUAGCGGGACUGUAUUCAUAGAACCGUAUGAUUUUCUCAGUGUUCUAUUAGUGAUAUGCCAAAGAUGGCAGGACUCCAAACAAAUGCAUUUGAUAAAUUAGCCUAGCUUUUGCACUGAUUGUGCAUCAUAAAUUACUUGGCUCACAUGAAAAGUAUUGGUUGGAAAAGUAAAGCAACAAUCUUUGUGUUAUUUGUUCAUGUUGCCAAUAGCUAAAGCCAGAAAACUGUAAGUUGUUGAGAAACUACACAACUACAUAUAAAACAAGGUAGUUCCUUAUAUUGUAUAGUCAACUUUAUAAUGCAUGAAGAAUCAACAAUAAAAUAACAUUUUGCCUCUCUGUUUGUCACUAUGGACUACAAUAACACAUAGGCUAUAAGCAAAUGUUGCAUAGCAUAUGAAAUUCAAGGAUUUGAAUAACAGCUGUUUCUCACGUGAUUGGGUCCUCAGAUCUUACAAUGUGAUGCAUGUUACAUGACACUCAAAAUCUGAUCAGCAGCUACUGCUUGAAAUGAUAACUUAUUCUUUAUGGUUUUGUACCUGUUUAGUAAAUGAAAAGUGCCUUGUGAUUCUUCAGUUUCUCCCAGCAUACUUCAUGAUGAAAGAGUUCACCCCUGAACUCUUUCAUCGAGAAGUGCCUUAAUUCUAAAUGUAAUGUUCCAUACUAUUAGAUGUAUGUAUAAGUGCAGUGUAUUACUAUGAUGGCUGUGUUGAUUACCUCAGUAGUUUCCGAAACCAAUAUUUUAUUCUGUAUCAUAUAGGACUGAAUUCAGAAAGCACAGGAUGCGAUUAUUAAUAUAAAUUGGUGCCCUAGUGCCCCUAAAGAACAAUUGAAGAUGUUGUUUGAAUUGUGCAUAGUGUCACACUCAAAGAAAAUAUUUUAUAGUGUUCAGUACCCCGUACUGAUAAUUUAUACCUCAUUUUCAGUCUACAAGAACUUAUAUUUCACCCAAUGAAUAAUUUAUAUCAUGUGAAUAGACAGUACAACAUGAUUUGAACUCAGCGAAAGAGUGAAUUAUCUUGUUAAAUUGUUAAGAAAAUGUUGUUAUGUUAGAUGUUCUAAUGUUUUUCUUGUGGGAUUAUUUUAGAAAACUUGCUUUCUUAGGAGAAUAGUGACAUAAAGGUAAAGACUGCAUGCAGCUUAGCCUCUAAAGGUAACUCAUUUAGCUUUGUAGCACCAAUGGACUAAUAACACUUAAAGUGUUCUGAUCAAGGAUACAUCGCAAAUGAUGGCUACCACACUUUUACAUGGCCAGAUUUUAAAGUUUCAUCUAUAAAAUUAGUUUUAAACUGAGUUUUCAUUUCUUUUCUUUCUUUAGUUUUGUCCUUUUGCCAGUACUGUGAAUAAUAGCAUAUACUUUUUAGCUGUGUACGUAAUAGUAACAUGAGAGCACUCUUGUGUACAUCAUUUUCUCUUGACAACCUAUUGUGUUCAGCUGAAUCUGCACUUAAACUAUCACUGCCAUUUCUACCAGAAGAUAAACUUGACAGGUUUUCUCACUCUUAAAUAGUCUUAGCAAACAUUAAUUUAUGAAAUUGUAAAUGAAAAAAAUUAUUUCAUACUUCAGAAUAGUGUACUGUUUCUCUUAUUGUUCUAAUUUUUCUUGGUGAAGGUUAGUGAAUAAGGUACAAGUGAUGAACUAUUUAUAAUGUAUUCUUGAAAUAAUGAGUGCAAAAUAAGUGGCCUUUACCAUAAAAAAAUAUUUUUAAGAAGAACAUUUUUAGACUCGCUGUUAAAAUAAUUACCUAAAUCAGAAAUGGUAAAGUGCCUUCAAGUAGUCAAUGAAACAAAAACUGUCAUAAAUUAUUACUGAUGAAAUUUAUGAUUGAAAAAUGUUUGUUGAAAGAUGCUGAUAAUGUGAAUGAGUGUUAUUGAUUGACAAAGUAUUCUUUUUUUUAAAAAAAAAAGCAAGUGAAUUUUUCUUCUGAUACAAAACAAAGAAAUAAAUGCUGCCAUAAAGCAACAAACUUUAAAAAAUCAGGUUUUUAAAUUCAAAUUUUUAUUUUUAGUGAAUCAAAAAAUUCAAUGUCAUCUCUCUAUUUUUAUUUGCUACUGUUAAGUGAUAAUUCACCAUCACAUUACAUGGAAGGCAGCUUAAUGUAAUGUCAAACUGGCUUCAGUUUCAAGUUCACCCACAGCCUCCCUGCAAUAUAAAUUUUUCAAAACACCUGACUUUUUAUGCAUAGGUAUUCUUUUGGUUCAGCAUCAAUAAUUAUAUUACAAGCUUUCUGCUUCUUGGUGUUUUUGUGGCAGCAUUCUGUUUCUAUCUCUGUUUUUUUAGUUUUUCCUGAAUGUUAAUGCUGUAAAUAAAACUUACAUGAUGUCACUUAGGAGUAAUGUAGUAGCGAGUCAUUGUCAACAGGUAGUUUGCAACUUCAUUUCAGCCUUGCAAUGAAAGCUGUUUUGCUUUUCAAAGAAAUUAAUUUCCUUCUUUGAGUCUGAAAACUGAGGAAACAUUCUGUUUUACUUAAAGUGAGAUCAGUUUCUAGAGAAAUAGUUUUCAUAAUUGAGAACUUGUUGAUUUUCCUUUCACUUUGUUCUUAUUUUAGGUAGUGUGGAAUCAAUGAACAGAAAACUCCCACCGAUUGGAUUCCAUUACUACUGCAUAUGCAUCACAGUGCAGCAAGGCUAAUCUGAUCUCUUCUGUUAUUUGCAGUUGAUCUAAUGAGGAAAUAAUGAAUUGGCAAUGUUCCAAAAUUAUUAUUACUGUUAUUAUUUAAAUCUGGAUACCUGUAGGGUCUCAGGCUCUCUCAUAAUUAAAGAUUUAAGUUGAUUCAACAACAUUUUUACCUGUUGACAUCAAUAUUGACAAACAUGUUUGGACCAACCCUGAUCAUGUGGCUGGUGCAAAACAUAUCAUGUUACAAAUGUAUAUUUCAUUUGCACCAAAGAUUUUAGUUUUAAUAAAAUUAUUGUAAAAUGUACAUAUUUUUACAGUGGACUAUCUGCACAAAUUGCUAUUAAUAAUGUAACAUUCUGAACUUAAUGCAGAGAAUAAGGUGACAUUUUACUGAAGCUGUUUCUUAUGCAGCAGUGAAUUAGAACAGAUACCCUGAAAAUUUUUAGCUGGUACAUUGACAGAUUCUCUAAUACUGAAACAACCAGAUGCUUACAGUAAUUCACAGGAUACACUUCCUCUCUCAGAAGAAAUAAACAAUCUCUUUUUUCCUUUAUUGCUCACUUUUUCAACAGUGUGAAUUGCAAAAUCUUUAAGGAUCAACUCAUCUUACAAACUGAGAAUUGAUGGUCUUUUCUUUUCUUUGACAUUCUUUCCUGUAACUUAUAUUAGGUGAUGAGUAGUAUGCAACAUGUUUUGAAAGUCAAGGAGCCGCAGUUUUUGUACCUGCAGAGGUAAUGUAAGAACUACUUUCAGUGGUUUCAUUAUGCUGUACUUUGAUGACUCCAUAAUGAAUGUUAUGAAGAAUUCUUGAACUUGUGACAUUAAGAGGAAGUAUUUUAAGCAGAAUGCAAGUCCGGGUCUUUUAUGUGGUUUCUCCUACGGGCGUACAAAUGCAAUGAAAGCUGUUGCUGGUUGCCUUUAUUACCCAAGUAAGUCACAGAACAGGAAGCAGAAAUAUUCUGAAAUAUGGAAGGGCUGUAUUAAUGGUGCCAAUUAUUGGUUGAUGAAGAUGGAAAAUAAUAUUGUCUCUGUUCAUUUGUUCAGUGAUUCAUUCAUAUGCCUUGUUCUGCAAAUCCCAUCUUGAAGGAAAGCCUUCAGGGCUAUAGAGUGAGUGAAAUCUUACAUUAAUAAGCAGAAGCAACCACAGAAUCACAGAAUGCUAGUUCUGUAGGUAGCAUAAGUGUGAAUUUGUGACCCUGACAGAGAGAGAGAGAGAGAGAGAGAGAGAGAGAGAGAUCUUAUCAUUAAUACAAAUUUCAAUGCUAAUUUUUUUUUUCUUUGUGAAAUUUUUGGAGUCUUACAUGAUCUCAGUGGUAGUUUGAGAAAAUAUUGGGGACUCAUUAUGAAACAAUUCCAAAUAAUUAUAUAAUUUUUUCAUUACUACUUCUGUGGUAUUAGCUGGUCUCUUCAUGUCCCACUCUAUUUGUGAGCAUAUGUUGCUUUAUUAGUGCAGUUGCCCAUGUGCCUAAUAAACAAAACCAAAUUUUCCAUCAUUCAGCAACCUUUUAUUUUGAAACAUUACAGCUUACCAUACUAUCUGUCAUGAAUCAUGUAUGGAAGAUAUGGUCAAUAGUUAUCACAAUGAAAAAGAUGCAGGUAUUUCAAAUUGGUGUUUACUGUUUGCUUCAAAGUGUACGGAAGUUUAAAUAAAUGGAGAAAGUGGAUAUAUUUCUUGUUGCACACUGUUCACUCUAUUUUUUUCUUUAUUCUUGUACCCACCUGCCUUCAUAAUAUAGUGGUGGAAUUUUUUAGAAUUUUCUCAUUCUUGACCACUUAGCAUUAUGCAGAACAUCCAGUGAACCUCUGGAAAUUAAUAAACUUGGAAAAAAUAAUUCAGUCACCAAGGAGGAUGCAUUUUUCUGCUUUAAGGGAAACAAUGAGUAGGCCUGCUUGGAACUAAAAGAAUGAAUGCAAUGAAAAUUUUGUUGUUUGAUAUUUCGCUUUGUCAUUGGCUUACUUUAUAUAUAACACCAUCAGGGGUUAAGUGUUGUGAGGUGAGCUGGCACUUAAAUACGCUUCUGAAUGUUCAUGAAAUAAGCUAGUGAUGAUGAUCUGAUUGCAUUAGUACUGUAUACAUAUUUGAAAUGAUAGUUGUAAUGUCAGAAAUUAUCUUUUAAUGAAGUUUCCAUCAUCCUGAAAUAAUGACAGAAACAAAGAAGGCAAAAUUUAUUUUUAUUACAACAAUUAAAGCAGUCUUUUAUAAGACAUUUUUAUAAUAUGUUACAAAUGAGAAAUGUUCCAUAUCAGCAAUCAGUUUCAUGACUGAGAUAAAAAAUUAAAUGGAUCUAUUUUUUGUAAGUAUAAAAAAAACAGUAAAAUUUGAACUUUAUUCUGAAUAAGACAACUUAAGCAGUAAAGAUUUUUGUGUUUCACAGUACAACUUAAAUCAGUGAUUAAUAUUUAUUUAAUGUAUAUCUAAUGCUUAGUGUUAUACUUUUGGUUGUAAAUAAAUUCCAUGAACAUGUUCUCUUUGUAAAUAUUGUAUGUACAGGAUGAUGAAUGUAAAAUAAAACAGAAGCUGUUGCACUUUGA